This is a messenger RNA of Paramisgurnus dabryanus, 752 nucleotides long. RefSeq names its product protein FAM107B. The record is from RefSeq and is a predicted model, not a curated record. NCBI's taxonomy places the organism in Eukaryota, Metazoa, Chordata, Actinopteri, Cypriniformes, Cobitidae.
GUUAAUCUUGAAUGUCGUAAUGAGCUUGAACGGAUAUGUCUACUAGCAGCAUUACUGAACAUAAACAGAGUAAACGCAAUCACUGAAGAUCACACUCUCUAGACUGCAUAAUGCUGGAUCUUAACCCAACCAAUAAGCAAUCAACUGUAUGUAUCGAGCAGCCGGGAUUUAGACAUCACAGAAAAGAGAAUUAUGUGUGUCAUCUUUCAGUGGCCCAGGAGGGCACAGGUGUUGAGGAAGAAGUCUUUCAGCUCAGAAAACUGAAUGGUUCGUUCAAUGAGAGUCCCAGUCGCCAGAAACUCCAUAAGGAGCUUUUGCUUGGCCAUAAAAAAGGUCUGCUGUUGGAGGAGAAACCAGAGCUGAAGCGUGUGUUAGAGCAGAGGAGGCUUGACUUACACAGAGAGGAGGAACUCGCACUUCGACCUCCUUCAGACCUCGAACAGGAGCUCCGGAAGAGGCAACAAAAACUGCAGGAGUAUGAAAUGGAGGAAAAGAGGCGUCUAGAAGAUAAGAAGAAUGUUCCAGAAUUUGUACGAGUGAAAGAAAAUCUGCGGCGUAUACAGAUUGCAGAUUAAAACAGAAGCUUGAGUGGAGAAGACGCGCCUUUUCAUUUUUACAAUAUGUGUAUUGUUGUAAUUUAAUAAAAAAAAAUGUUUUGGUGUAAUAUAAGAGUGGCAUACAGAGGCUGAAUGUUGUUUGUAAUUAACCCCCAUAUUUGAAACUUGUUAAGAUGAUCUGUAAAUUUUCAAUGA